CAGUAGUGUACUCAGUAGAGUGAGUGAGUCAUCACGGGAAAUAAAGAAAGAAGAACAAGUGCUACUGUCACUUCUUUCUUUAUGAAAAAACUACUUUUGAUUUUAACAUUUUCAAUUGAUACUGAAAAAAGAAAGAAAGAUUUUAAAGGGACACUUUUUUGGUUUCUCCUUUUCCUUAUGUGAAUGUGACAAUGGAAGCCAAGUCUCUUGAAGCUGUUCCCCCUUCACACAACACUUCUGGUGGACCCCAGAAGAAGAUUGACAUGGGACAAAAGAUGGAUGGUGGUGGUGGUGUUGGAGUGAUCAAAGAAGAGAAGAAGAACACAACAAGUUUUGAAACACUGAAGAGAGCAGAAGAGGAAGAAGGAGGAGCAAUAAGAAAACCUGCUAUGAACAAAGCAUGGCAACAACAAGAAGAUAGGUGCUGUUGUUUAUUGUUCACAGAAGCUCAAAGGCGUGAGCUUCAUCAUCAAGUUCUUACCUUCAACUACUUUGCUUAUAAUCUCCCUCUUCCUCUUCCUCUUCCUCUCCCUCACCCUCAUCAUCACCUUGUGCUACCCUUUGGUUCUGGCUUUGGUGUUUUUCAUAAGCAAUUUCCAAGCUAUAUGUCAGGAGAAUACAAUCACUACCAAUGUUUUGACUAUGGAAGUAUGAUGGAUCCUGAACCGAAUAGGUGUAGAAGAACCGAUGGAAAGAAAUGGAGGUGCAGCAAGAACACAGUACCUUAUCAUAAGUAUUGUGAACGACACGUGCACAGAGGCCGGAACCGUUCAAGAAAGCCUGUGGAAACAUCCAAAGUUGUUAACUCAAAUUCGAUAACAAAGCCUUGUAGCAAGCUACAUACUGCUAUAGCCUCAAACACAAAAUCUGCUGUUUCAAUUCCAACACCUAAGGUAACAAACUUUGGCAACAGGACAUCGGUUGCUUCGGAUAACAGAAGUAGCCGAGAUUUAUGCAAGAAGGAUAACCAGAUCAAGAACUGUGUCGGCUACAGUAUCAGUGUUAUGAGUAGUGGUAAAGGAAGUGUUACCAAUGAUAGUAAUUGCAUCUCUGCCGGCAUAGGCUUCUCCCCAAGGAGUGUUCUCCAAGUUUCUGGUUGCAAUAGUUCACACCACAACUUCACAAACAGUACAGAGCUUGAACCAGGCAGGUGCCGGAGAACAGACGGCAAGAAGUGGCGGUGCAAGAGUGCUGUUCUUCCUGGUCAGAAGUAUUGCACCACUCACGUGCACAGAGGAGCUAAAAGGCGUUGUUCCACAGAUCAUGAGCCAGUCACUACUCCUACUCCUACUCCUCGCUAUGCCAAUACCAAUUCUCGGCCGAUUUACUCUGCCGCGAACAGGACAACGAUAACCGAAGCUCGGAAAACAGUUUGCACAGUUCCUAACACAAAACUUUCUAUGUCAAUCCCAGCAAGUGCACCAUUGAGACACAACAAUGGGAAGAGUCCUAAUAGGAGCAGUGACACAGACACCACCAUCACUGACACCAUCAAUGAGUGUAGCUAUGCUUCUUUCUAAGAAGCAGUAUUUUCAAUUUCAU
This is a messenger RNA of Arachis ipaensis, 1542 nucleotides long. Its product is annotated as growth-regulating factor 9. Gene Ontology annotation, cellular component: nucleus. The record is from RefSeq and is a predicted model, not a curated record. Gene Ontology annotation, molecular function: ATP binding. NCBI's taxonomy places the organism in Eukaryota, Viridiplantae, Streptophyta, Magnoliopsida, Fabales, Fabaceae. Gene Ontology annotation, biological process: DNA-templated transcription; developmental process; regulation of DNA-templated transcription.